CAGACUAUACCGCCUGCCAGUCCUACGGCACAUCAUCACGGUGACCGAGUCGAAGGGCUACGUCUUCCAGAUGGAAAUGAUGGUGCGCGCGAAGGCUCUGGGGUACAGCGUCGGCGAGGUGCCCAUCACGUUCGUCGACCGCAUCUUCGGCGAGAGCAAGCUCGGCGCGGACGAGAUCGUGUCCUACGCGAAGGGCGUCUGGGGCCUGUUCACGGGUGUAUAACUGCGUUAUGACGUCAUUCAGCCGGAUCUGUUUUGUCAUCGUCAUCGAUACCCAAUUCAGCUAUAUAUCGCGUUCACGCCCGUUGCUUCUGUACUACUACCGUCAUCUGCACCGGCCACCACAAUGAGUUUGCUGCAAGGCGUUUUGAGAUCAUCAGCGACGAACGCGGAGCUCGACAAGAGCGUCGAUGGGCUCUGCCGUCCUGGGAACGACAAGGACACGGACUCAGACGAGGAGUGGGUGAAUGUGGUGUCUGUACCCGGAACUCCUGCUCGCACUCGCCCGCCUUCGCCAACCAGGGGAUCUCGCCCAGCAUCACGUACACCGAUUCUGACCUCCAAGAAAAGCCGCGACCCACUCAGGGUGUUCCCGACGGAGGUGUCGCAGCGGAUAUUCUCGAGGCUGAGGAUACGCGAUCUGCUGAAGUGCACGCUGGUGUGCAAGAAGUGGGCCCGAAGUCAGACGCUGAACUAUGUUUGGUACCAACACUAUCGGAAGGAGAACUACAACGACGAUAGCUUGCCGUCGGGCAAGUGGACGAAGCGCGAGUCGAAACAAAACUGGCGCCUCACAUACCUAAAAUCGGAGAACCAUGCUCCCGAAGGGACCAGCUUUACCCUAUCAUCUGGCUAUGCGUCCCCAAUGACGGGCCAGCAGACCCCGAGAGAGAUGCGCGAGGAGAAGUGGAAACAGGAGGCGGAGGUGACGCGCCCGGGCAAGUUGGAGAUGCGCGCGAAGUACAAAGAACUCGGAGGAAGGAAGGCGAGGGGAAAGGGAAAGGUCGGCGGUGGUGGGGGUAGAGACAAGGGUGGGUGGGACGCUGGGGACGACUUCUGAACGAGUCGCGUCUCCUUGCCCGCUCCAGAC
Messenger RNA from Schizophyllum commune H4-8, 1090 nucleotides. RefSeq lists its product as uncharacterized. The transcript is spliced from 4 exons. Bases 347 to 1060 code for a protein of 237 amino acids. Gene Ontology annotation, molecular function: protein binding. NCBI's taxonomy places the organism in Eukaryota, Fungi, Basidiomycota, Agaricomycetes, Agaricales, Schizophyllaceae. The record is from RefSeq and is a predicted model, not a curated record.